Necator americanus (New World hookworm) is the source of this 639-nucleotide messenger RNA. RefSeq lists its product as uncharacterized. The coding region runs from base 1 to 639 and encodes 212 amino acids. Lineage: Eukaryota; Metazoa; Nematoda; Chromadorea; Rhabditida; Ancylostomatidae. The record is from RefSeq and is a predicted model, not a curated record. The transcript has 2 exons.
AUGCCGCUCUGUCUCACCUUCAUCGACUUGAAAAAAGCCUUCGACUCAGUUGAGACGGAAGCGGUCGUGGAAGCCCUGGACAACCAAGGCGUCCCUACUCAGUACAUAAAGGUACUUCGAGAGUUGUACAAGAGGGUCCGACAGGAUGAUACAAUUUCACCUAAAAUAUUCACAGCCACUCUCGAGAACGCAGUGCGAAAGUUGGAAUGGGACGACAUGGGAGUGAAGGUUGAUGGUCGGCAGCUACACCAUUUGCGCUUUGCUGAUGACAUCGUACUGAUAACACCCAGCAUCAGCCAAGCGGAACGAAUGCUGACCGAAUUCGACGAAACAUGUGGAUGCAUCGGCCUUCAGCUGAAUCUACAAAAGACGAUGUUCUUGCAAAACGGAUGGGUCUCGGAUGCCCCAUUCACGCUCAACGGAACGAACAUAUCCGAAUGCACCAGCUACGUUUAUCUGGGUCGGGAACUGAACAUGAUGAACGACCUGACCCCCGAGCUGGACAGGAGGAGACGAGCGGCUUGGGUAGCGUACAAGAGCAUCGAGGAUGUAGUGAAGAAUACCAGGAACACCCGGCUCCGCGCUCACCUCUUCAACACCACCGUACUUCCUGCUUUGACUUAUGCUUCGGAAACCUAG